GGCAAAGCAGGCAGGCAGGCAGGGGGGCAAUGCAACUGCCCCUCCCAGCCGCCGAGGUUCCGCCCUCCCUUUUUGGGGAAGGGGUGCUCGGGUUUCACUCCGGGGCGGCCGGCCUCACAAAGGGCAAAGGAGCGCAGGGCCGGCCAGGUUGCUUGUCAGCCGCGGCCUGGAUCCUUUCGCCUGGAGAAAAAGCGGCUUUCUCUGCCGUUUCUCCGCUCUGCCCAGCCGUGGGGGUUGCGGGUUUCGCGAUGCCCUUUCCUUUGCUGAGCCUGGCGUUGCUGCUGGCUAGGGUGACUCGGCCCGGGCUGGCGGGGCCAGUCAGCACUUGCGAUGCCAACGGCAGCCUGUACUUCCUAGGGGAGUGGUAUUCCCUGGAUAGCGACCCCUGCAUCCAGUGCGAGUGCACGGCGGAAGGAGCAGCUUGUGCCCGCACCGACUGCGCCGCUCUGCCGCCUGCCUGCAUUCACGUCAGCCACUACCCGGGCGACUGCUGUCCGCGCUGCGAGCGCGUCGGCUGUGAGCACCGAGGACAGGCUUAUGACCUGGGGCAGCAUUUCCAGCCUUCUGAAUGCGAGCAGUGUACUUGUGACUUGGAUGGAAUUGCCCGCUGCCUGGUAGCAGACUGUGCCCCUCCACCAUGCGUCAAUCCCAUCUAUGAGAAAGGCCAUUGCUGCCCCAUCUGCAAGGAAGGACCAAAUUGUUAUGUAGAUGGGAGCCAACACAACAUUAUUCCCGCUGGAGAUAGCGUCUGGGUCGGUCCCUGUAUUCGCUGCCGCUGUCACGAUGGCCAAGAUGCUGGCUACUGGGAAGGAAACCGCUUAGCUAAAUGUGAGCAGCUGGCAGGAUGCAGAGUUCCAAAUAGGCACCAUUCCUAACCCCUUUAAAAAUUAAGUGGUUCCUUUAACCACAUCUCAUAAUCUCUUUAAGGGCUAAGUUACAAAGAAACCCCACCAGAUGCUCUUCUGCCAACUCCAAACUACAUUUACCUAUCCUAGACCCUGAUCAGAGUCCAGUUCCCUACUCCUCCUAUCUAGACCUUCUAUAAAAGACCCUUCAGUUGCUACUGCACUACAGUUCCCAUCAUCCCUUGCCAAUGACACUCCUGCAGGGGGUUGCUGGGUGAUAUACUUCUGCAAUAGCUGCAAGGCAACAGCUUUUCCAUCCCUGCUCCCCAAACACAUUUCCAAUAGCAAUCUCCGAUAUAUUUUAUAUAGGAUUUGACUUUCCUAUCUUCCCCUCCCUGAAUUCCAGUCAAUUCCACUCAAAAGACAGCUCUUUUGUACAGUGUUAUACUGAAUAGCUUUGUCUGCAUGUACUCCUUGACUAUGUGACAAUAAAGGAUCCUUAUAAAACAGCUUCUCUUUCCUCUAUAACUAUACGCAUAAUUUCCUGGGCCAAUUACUUGUGUUUCUACCCCCUAAAAUCAAGUUAGUGUGAUAAACUACAAUGCAUUUUGGAAAUGUCUUAAAUUUGGCCUUGCUAAGAAGAAUAAAGGAAAAGAAACCACAGAUGAGAAAUGUCCAAUCUGGUAUCUUCCACAAACUUCAAC
This is a messenger RNA of Ahaetulla prasina, 1549 nucleotides long. RefSeq names its product von Willebrand factor C domain-containing protein 2-like. The transcript has 3 exons. The coding region runs from base 30 to 875 and encodes 281 amino acids. The record is from RefSeq and is a predicted model, not a curated record. Gene Ontology annotation, molecular function: protein binding. Gene Ontology annotation, biological process: negative regulation of BMP signaling pathway. Lineage: Eukaryota; Metazoa; Chordata; Lepidosauria; Squamata; Colubridae. Gene Ontology annotation, cellular component: AMPA glutamate receptor complex.